Messenger RNA from Helianthus annuus (common sunflower), 489 nucleotides. RefSeq lists its product as uncharacterized. Lineage: Eukaryota; Viridiplantae; Streptophyta; Magnoliopsida; Asterales; Asteraceae. The record is from RefSeq and is a predicted model, not a curated record. The coding region runs from base 1 to 489 and encodes 162 amino acids. The transcript has a single exon.
AUGUCCGCUUACUGUCAAGAGGUGAAGACUCUCUCCGACCAACUGGAGAAUGUGGGAUCGCCGGUCAUCGAAGAGCAACUCGUCAUUCAAUUGCUAACUGGUCUCAAUGAAGCGUACGGAAGCAUUGCCACUAUUCUUCAAAAUCAGAAACCCCUCCCUGCAUUUUAUGAAGCAAGAUCAGCCUUAUGUCUCAAGGAAACAACCAAGGCAAAUCGCGUCACCAACGAUUCCGCUCUUCACACAUCCCAUGUUUCGCACCAGGCGCUUUCUUCUGGCCCAACUGGUUCAGGCCCCACAGCUCCAUCUGGAUCCAAUAGUUCUGGCCUAACUGGUUCAGGCACACAUCCGACAAAUCAGAUUGGUCGAGGACGCGGACGUGGAAGAGGUUGUGGCCGUGGCAGAGGUCAACAUGGUGGCACUUAUCAACAGUGGGCUGCUUCGUCUUUUGGGCCGGCCCAUAGCCACGGACAUCACAUGGGUUUUGGGUAG